This is a messenger RNA of Lytechinus pictus (painted urchin), 1931 nucleotides long. RefSeq lists its product as uncharacterized. The record is from RefSeq and is a predicted model, not a curated record. The transcript is spliced from 4 exons. The coding region runs from base 24 to 761 and encodes 245 amino acids. Lineage: Eukaryota; Metazoa; Echinodermata; Echinoidea; Temnopleuroida; Toxopneustidae.
GACAUUCGAUUUCUUUAUCCGACAUGUUCGCCUUGGGGUAUGGGCCAGUACCAACAUCCCAAGAGCGUGAUGAAUUACGGCAAAAGCUUGGAGUGGCAUUUGACCAUGAUGAUAUCGUUGCUCUGCUCAAGGAUUGGAGAUCUAUGUUCCAUCUCGAGUCUUUCAAUCACCGGAACGCACUGGCUGAUGCGGUUCGUCCUGUUCUUGGAAGAGAGAAGGCUCUUGCUGUUUUGUCAGGAGCGUAUCGAAAGAAUGGCAACCAAAGUGAAAACGUCGUCACCAGCUUACAAGACGGGAUUGUUUUCCGGGAGGCUUGUCGUCUGGCUGAAAUUGUCAAGGUCUCUAUCUCCCUCGAAGACGAUGACCCACUGACAACCAUCCUCACCGCCCUGGAGAACCGACUGAAUAAAAGUCAGCUUCCUGAUGAUGUGUGUGAGAAGAUCAGAGAAGCGGGAUUUCAGGAAUUAUUAAACGAGAUUCAGAGAGGCAAUUGUCAGGAAAGUGACAGUGGAUGUACCCGGAUUCAAUGGAGGGAUAUCAUCCAAAACGAUAUAUCGGCACGUAUAGCGAAUGUUCUCGGUGGAAGAACGACCACUCCGAUAUCAACCGUCUUUGACUCUUGGGAAGAAAGGAUAAGGAAUAACCCGCUCACGGGAGAUAAACGUGGAGAGCUAAGUGAUCGACUCCUGCGAGCUGGAUAUGAAGAAUUCGCCCACGAGAUCAUGACCGGAUUUGUUCCGAGGCCACAGGACAAAAAGUGAAGAGACGGGGAGUGCACUAAUAUUUUUUUCUCGCUACGAGGAACGAAUCACCAUGUCUUUAUACAUUUCAUGAAAUAUUGGACAUAUUGAUCAUUUUGGUCGAGCUGUCGGCACAUUGAGGUCUCCAUGAUUAUUCACUUCAGAGGCCUGUUGCAUAAAGUGUUGCAUUCAAACGCAAGUCAAAAUGUCAAUUGCAAAUCCCAAAGGUGAGCUGUUGAUUGGUUGGAAAUCAAGUUGCGAACGAUCUUUAGAAUUUCAUUUGAUUGCAACUCUUUCUUGCUCGGUGGAAAAAGGGAAUGUAGGCUUGCGUGCCGGGCGUGUGUUUCAUGAAGCUGUAAUCAAGUUAAGAGCGAGUUUAGGAACGACUGGUGAUCCUUUCUUGGAAUGAAUGGUAUACACCAUUGAUUGUUCACUGGUGAUUAUUUAGCGCGUAAGAAAGGGUCACCAGUCGUUCUUAGUGUCGCUCUUAACUUACGAACAGUUUGAUGAGACGACCCGGACCUUAUCUCUUAGGGUACUGUUUCAUAAGGGUUUGUAUGAGCUCCGCACGACUUUAUGCAUGACUGGUGACCAUUUAUUUUGCUAAAUGAUCCAUAUGUAUAUGUAGCUGACACAGCAGCCGCACCUAAGAUCAUGUACCAGUCUCGCGUAAUGUUGCGCGUAACUUUGCGAAAUGUCGUUUCAUAAAGCUGUUCGUGAGUUACGAAUGAUUUCUAUAAAAGUCUUCAUUUCCUUGGUGCUAAGUCUUCAUCAUUUUAAUUUCCAUCUGCUUUUAUCAUGCCAUUUGAAAUUCGAUAAUUCUAGAUGCAAAUUCUCUUUUGAAUUCUCGUCUGCAUAGAAUAUUUAUUUUGCGUUCUAAAUUUCAUUAGAACAAGUUUGUUAAAGCAAUGUUUUACAUGUCUUGUGUUAAACCGUGUCAUGUAACUGCUUUAGAAAAUGGGCCCUGUCACCGUAUUGGCAUAUUUCGAUAAUGAACCGAUGUUGAUUCGAAUGACGUAACAAAUAAAAAUUCAAUAGGAAGUCGUAGUGUCAAUGUUUUUAACAAUAUUGUAGUGGUUUAGCCGGGAAGUUAAGUUCUUGUUGGGAUUGAUAUCAGCAGAAUGGACGAUAAGUAACAACAUUUACAUAAUGGUUGCAGAUUUUUAAGUGGCAUCGAGUGGGAUUGAUGAU